Molecule: messenger RNA, 1998 nt
Organism: Euleptes europaea (tarantolino)
Lineage: Eukaryota; Metazoa; Chordata; Lepidosauria; Squamata; Sphaerodactylidae
Product: gastrula zinc finger protein XlCGF57.1-like
Exons: 6
Coding region: 1-1998 (665 amino acids)
Biological process (GO): regulation of transcription by RNA polymerase II
Cellular component (GO): nucleus
Molecular function (GO): RNA polymerase II transcription regulatory region sequence-specific DNA binding; DNA-binding transcription factor activity, RNA polymerase II-specific
Source: RefSeq, a predicted model, not a curated record
AUGGAAGGGCAGGACCCGGAAGGACCUGGACCUUCCAAGAGAGUAAGGAAAGGUCCCCUGCCCAUCCAGGCUUGGAGUGGCAUCGAAUUCUGGGAGAGAGCUGUGCCAGAUAUCUGGAAUGAGGAGCCCCUCAACUCAGAGAGUUGGGGUCCAUCUGUGAAGAUGGAAGCUAAGUUCUGUGAGACGGAAAGAGCCCCUUCAGAGGAAGGGCAGUGGGCCCAGUCCCAGGAGUGUGCCCAAGAUGCCCUCUCAUGCGGCAGCGAAGAGACAGUGUUGAUCCAUUCUCUUUGCGGAAGUGUGGAAACAGCUGCUGCGCUUCCAGACUUGGUAGCAGGGAAUGAUCAGUGGAAUGAGCGUGAUCGGAACGUGCAUCAGCUAUUGCCAGAUAAAGUGAAGAAUGAAUAUUUGAAAGGAAACUCCGUGAGUCAAGGCAAACUAAAGAGGCAAAAAGAAAGUCACAUGGUCAAGAAGAGAGAUAAACGCAUUCCUGGCCAACAGCAGGAUGUCUGUAAACUAGUCCACGUGGUGGAGGCGGCGUGCAAGUGCUUACAUGGUUACCUUCGUAAGCACUUAAGAACGCACACAGGGGAGAAACCUUUUGAAUGUGCUGAGUGUGGAAAGAAAUUCAGUGACAGUGGCCAUCUUCAAAGGCAUUUAAGAACCCACACAGGGGAGAAACCUUUUGAAUGCUCAGAGUGUGGAAAGAGAUUUAGGCACAGUGGCAGUCUUCAAAGGCAUCUAAGAACCCACACAGGGGAGAAACCUUUUGAAUGCUCAGAGUGUGGAAAGAGAUUUAGUCACAGUAGCAGUCUUCAAAGGCAUCUAAGAACCCACACAGGGGAGAAACCUUUUGAAUGCUCAGAGUGUGGAAAGAGAUUCAGUGAGAGUGGCCGUCUUCGAAGUCAUCUAAGAACCCACACAAGGGAGAAACCGUUUGAAUGCCCAGAGUGUGGAAAGAGAUUUACUAGCAGUGACAGUCUUCAAAGGCAUCUAAGAACCCACCCAGGGAAGAAAUCGUUUGAAUGUUCAGAGUGUGGAAAGAGAUUGUCAUGCAGUGGUGGUCUUCGUAAGCACUUAAGAACCCACACAGGGGAGAAACCUUUUGAAUGCUCAGAGUGUGGAAAGAGAUUCAGUGAGAGUGGCAGUCUUCGAAGCCAUCUAAGAACCCACACAGGCGAGAAACCUUUUGAAUGCUCAGAGUGUGGAAAGAGAUUCAGUGAGAGUUGCAGUCUUCAAAGGCAUCUAAGAGCCCACACAGGGGAGAAACCGUUUGAAUGCCCAGAGUGUGGAAAGAGAUUAAGUGAGAGUUGCAAACUUCAAAGGCAUCUAAGAACCCACACAGGGGAGAAACCUUUUGAAUGCUCAGAGUGUGGAAAGAGAUUUAGUCACAGUGGCCAUCUUCAAAGGCAUCGAAGAACCCACACAGGGGAGAAACCUUUUGAAUGCUCAGAGUGUGGAAAGAGAUUCAGUCUAAGUGACACUCUUCAAAGGCAUCUAAGAACCCACACAGGGAAGAAACCUUUUGAAUGCUCAGAGUGUGGAAAGAGAUUAAGUCGCAGUGGCCAUCUUCAACAGCAUCAAAGAACCCACACAGGGGAGAAACCUUUUGAAUGCUCAGAGUGUGGAAAGAGAUUUACUAGCAGUGACAGUCUUCAAAGGCAUCUAAGAACCCACCCAGGGAAGAAAUCUUUUGAAUGUUCAGAGUGUGGAAAGAGAUUGUCAUGCAGUGGUGAUCUUCGUAAGCACUUAAGAACCCACACAGGGGAGAAACCUUUUGAAUGCUCAGAGUGUGGAAAGAGAUUCAGUCAGAGUUGCAAUCUUCGAAGUCAUCUAAGAACCCACACAGGCGAGAAACCUUUUGAAUGCUCAGAGUGUGGAAAGAGAUUCAGUGAGAGUUGCAGUCUUCAAAGGCAUCUAAGAACCCACACAGGGGAGAAACCUUUUGAAUGCUCAGAGUGUGGAAAGAGAUUCAGUUGCAGGAGAAUCCUCUCUUCAUAG